AAAUUGUGCUAUUAUAUUGAAUAAAUACGAUCGGAGUAUGCGAAAUGUAGAUACGAUAGAAGACAAAUAUUUUCAUUCGAUUGUCUAUCUCGAUAACUUUGUACGCCAUGCUCGAUUAGUCAAGAGCGGCUCUAAGUACGAUUACGUGUUUUCUUAUUCUUCCGAGCCACGUCAAAAGACGUCAAAUUUAAAAAAUGGUGGAUAUCGAGUCAAUGACGAGAUACGUGUCGCCGGUGAAUCCAGCUGUUUUUCCGCUGCUGGCUGUGGUAUUAUUAGGGAUUGGAAUAUUUUUCACAGCUUGGUUCUUCGUGUACGAAGUUACGAGCACUAAAUUUACACGGGAUAUAUUUAAGGAGCUGUUAAUAUCCUUGGUCGCAGCGAUAUUUUCUGGCUUUGGAGUAUUAUUUCUGUUACUCUGGGUUGGCAUUUACGUAUAACUAUAUAGCUUAAGUUAAUUGAUCGGAAAUAAUAAACUUGAUGUGAUAUUCAAGUAAGUUCAGAAGAAAAGAUUCUAUUUGUAAGAUUUUAUCAUCGCUGCAGUUAAAUAAACACAACCAUGAAUAUUUCUUGCGCAUAAGUUUAUUUGUUCUUUAUCACAAUGAAGGCAUAAAAGUUUGUAGCACAGGUACACACAGGUAAUAGUUUUUGUUGCACCUUGAGAAAAUAAAGGCUAGCGUUUGUUUUUUCGCAAACGCGAGUCGCGAGCGUGAUUAAUCUAAUGCAUUAAUAUGCAUGCAGUAAUAUACUUGUAUAGUAAUAACAUAGUCUUGUGCGAAAAGAAUUAUCAUCUAUUCCCACAUUUGAAUGUGCAAUAAUUACUGUAUUUUCAUUAAACAUAUGCUUUUUUAUUA
Formica exsecta is the source of this 851-nucleotide messenger RNA. It is a transcript of the gene kud, whose product is annotated as transmembrane protein 258. The record is from RefSeq and is a predicted model, not a curated record. NCBI's taxonomy places the organism in Eukaryota, Metazoa, Arthropoda, Insecta, Hymenoptera, Formicidae. Gene Ontology annotation, biological process: protein N-linked glycosylation. Bases 195 to 437 code for a protein of 80 amino acids. The transcript has 3 exons. Gene Ontology annotation, cellular component: membrane-bounded organelle.